This is a messenger RNA of Colletotrichum graminicola M1.001, 819 nucleotides long. RefSeq lists its product as uncharacterized. Gene Ontology annotation, molecular function: actin filament binding. The transcript has 2 exons. The record is from RefSeq and is a predicted model, not a curated record. NCBI's taxonomy places the organism in Eukaryota, Fungi, Ascomycota, Sordariomycetes, Glomerellales, Glomerellaceae. Gene Ontology annotation, cellular component: striated muscle dense body; catalytic step 2 spliceosome; nucleolus. Bases 1 to 819 code for a protein of 272 amino acids.
AUGGUCAAACCCCUAUCGUUCAAGGGCGACAAGAAGCCCAAGAAGAGAAAGCGCACGGAGGCUGAGGCCCAGGAGCGCGAUGUACAUAGCGGCGAGGUUAUCCGUACGAACAGUGCCGUAGGCACGGAAGAGAAUGCGGACGAUGACGAUAGCUGGGUGGCUGCCGAUGCUGUGCCGGAUGUCGUUGGGCCCAUUAUGUUCGUGCUGCCGACGGACCCCCCUACCGCACUGGCAUGCGACGCCGUCGGCAAGGUGUUUACGCUGGGGAUCGAGAAUAUCGUCGACGCGAACCCGGCGACGGCGGAGCCGCACGACGUGCGACAAGUGUGGGUUGCGAACAGGAUAACAGGGACGGAACAAUUCAGGUUCAAGGGCCAUCACGGGCAGUAUCUGGGAUGCGACAAGAACGGCGUCUUGUCCGCGACAUCGGCCGCCGUGUCGCCCCUCGAAUCGUUCAACAUCAUCGCGACAGCAGACACCCCUGGCACCUUCCAGAUCCAGACGCUGCGCGACACCUUCCUCACCGUCAAGCCGCCGAAGUCUAACGUUACGACGUUUGACGUCCGCGGCGAUGAGGAGUCCAUCACAUUCAACACCACGUGGCGUAUCAGAAUGCAGGCAAGGUUCAAGCCACGGCUUAAAGCAAGCAAGGAGGAGAAGGCAAAGGAGAAGAUCAGUCGUAAGGAACUAGAAGAGGCUGUGGGCCGUAGGCUCGAGGAUGAUGAAGUGAGAAAACUGAAGAGAGCGAGGAGGGAGGGCGACUAUCACGAACAGUUGCUUAUGCUGAAAGUAAAGGGGAAACACGACAAGUACGGCUAA